Molecule: messenger RNA, 1993 nt
Organism: Wasmannia auropunctata (little fire ant)
Lineage: Eukaryota; Metazoa; Arthropoda; Insecta; Hymenoptera; Formicidae
Product: putative serine protease K12H4.7
Exons: 10
Coding region: 295-1779 (494 amino acids)
Biological process (GO): proteolysis
Molecular function (GO): serine-type exopeptidase activity; dipeptidyl-peptidase activity
Source: RefSeq, a predicted model, not a curated record
AAAAGAAAAGAGAUGAGAAGGUGUAGCUACAGGAGGUGUAGCUGUAAACAGUAAACACGAAUCUUUUUUUCUCAAGUUCGCGAAUUGUUGUGAAUAACAUAUCUUUAUUUUUCAUUUAUCAUCGCUAGUCUUAUCUCGUAUUAUGUUCAGUGAAAUUUCUGCCAGAGAGAUUCAGAAACGAGAACUUAUGGCCGCAUUAUAAAAGUCCAAGGCAUUAAAGUCUGUGUUUAACCUAAACCUAAACAGAAAGAGCUCUGUGUUAAAAAAUUAAAAAUAAUUAAAAUAUAUCUUAAAAUGCGGCUUCUAUUAUUACUAUCUAUUGCAUUGAGUAUUUUGGGCAUUAGCACUGCAUGGCGUACUUUCUUGAGAGGUCGGAAUAAAGGCGGCAAUUUAGGAGAGCCAGUUUUGCUCUCUGAAACGUUGCUUCCCGAGGAGCAAUGGUUUACACAAUAUCUCGAUCACUUCAAUCCAACUGAUGUUCAUGCUUGGAAACAGAGGUACUUUGUUAAUUCCGAUUUUUAUAAACCUAACGGCCCGAUAUUUUUAAUGAUCGGUGCUGAAGGUAUUGCAAAUGCGAAAUGGAUGAUAGAGGGUCAAUGGAUUGAGUAUGCCAAAGAAUUUGGAGCAAUGUGUUUCUACCUAGAGCAUCGUUUUUAUGGGAAAAGCCACCCCACUUCGGAUCUCAGCAUAAAGAACUUGGUAUACCUGAGUUCAGAACAGGCACUAGCAGAUUUAGCGUACUUUAUCGAGAGUGUUAAUAUCGGAUACAAAUUCUCAAAUGACACUAAAUGGAUUGUAUUCGGAGGCUCGUACGGUGGAUCUCUGGCCGCUUGGAUGCGCGCAAAAUACCCUCACUUGGUACAUGGGGCUGUGUCUGCUAGUGGACCACUGCUAGCGCAGAUUGACUUUGCCGAAUACUAUAUUGUUGUCACGAACGCUUUGAAAGAGUAUUCGGAGAAGUGCGUUGGUGCAAUACAAGAGGCUAACUCGCAAAUCAAUACAAUGUUACACCAUACUUCUGGCCAACAACAAAUAGAGAAAAAAUUCAAAUUAUGUGACCCAAUUGACCCUGGACAUACAAAGAGAGUAGAUAUUUCCAACUUGUAUGAGACAUUGGCGAGUAACUUUGCUGGCGUUGUACAGUACAAUAAGGACAAUCGUCAAAGCUCUCAAACCGCUAAUAUCACUAUUGAGAUCGUAUGUGAUAUACUAGCAGAUGAGAAAAUAGGACAAUCUAUUGAUAGACUUGCUUCUGUAAGCAACAUGAUAUUGAAUGCUACCAACGAGAAGUGUUUAGAUUAUAGAUAUGACAAGAUGGUUCAUGAGCUUCGAAAUGUCACCUGGGCUAGCGAGCAAGCGGAAGGAGGACGUCAAUGGAUGUAUCAGACUUGUACGGAGUUUGGAUUCUUCCAAACCUCCACUGGACAGGCUAAAGUGUUUGGGGAUAAUUUCCCAGUGGAAUUUUUUGUACAGCAAUGCAUCGAUAUUUUCGGGCCUAGAUACAACAUGAACUUAUUGGAGUCUGCUGUCACACGAACGAAUAUUUUGUAUGGUGCAUUAAAACUACAAGUGACAAAUGUAGUAUUUGUGCAUGGUUCAAUCGAUCCUUGGCAUGUGCUCGGCAUCAUACAAUCUUCCAAUCCACAAGCGCCUGCUAUUUACAUCAAAGGUACUGCACAUUGUGCAAACAUGUAUCCUCCAUCCGAACGUGAUAUGCCUCAGCUAAAGGAGGCUAGAAUACAGAUAAAAGGUCUAAUCAAGCAAUGGAUACAAAAUUAAGCUCUCAACAUGUGAUAUUAUAUAAGAUAAAAGAAGGUUUAUAUACAUAUGUAUAUUUAUAUAAAUACGUUUAUUCUAAUUUCAUAUAAAUGUGAAAUUUUAAAUCUAAUGAUACUUAUAUAUGCAAUUUACGAAUGCGCUAGUAUCCAUUAUCAUGUACCAUGUUUAAGUGACAAAAUUGCUUCUUCAAUAAAUCGAACAAAUUUGCCCCAAA